This is a messenger RNA of Cinclus cinclus, 2190 nucleotides long. It is a transcript of the gene SLC6A15, whose product is annotated as solute carrier family 6 member 15. The record is from RefSeq and is a predicted model, not a curated record. The transcript has 11 exons. Gene Ontology annotation, cellular component: plasma membrane. Bases 1 to 2190 code for a protein of 729 amino acids. Gene Ontology annotation, biological process: sodium ion transmembrane transport; L-leucine transport. Lineage: Eukaryota; Metazoa; Chordata; Aves; Passeriformes; Cinclidae. Gene Ontology annotation, molecular function: proline:sodium symporter activity.
AUGCCCAAGAACAGCAAGGUAGUGAAAAGAGAACUAGAUGAUGAGGUCAUUGAGUCCGUUAAGGACCUGCUCUCCAACGAGGACUCUUCAGAUGAUGCCUUCAAGAAGAGUGAACUUAUGGUUGAUGAUCAGGAAGAAAAAGAUGUAGAUGUUGAAGAAGGCUCAGAUGUAGAAGAUGAAAGACCUGCUUGGAACAGCAAACUGCAGUAUAUUCUGGCACAAGUUGGAUUUUCUGUGGGACUGGGGAAUGUGUGGCGAUUCCCCUAUCUGUGUCAGAAGAAUGGUGGAGGUGCCUAUCUUGUGCCAUACUUAAUCUUGCUACUGAUAAUAGGAAUUCCACUCUUUUUCUUGGAGCUUGCUGUUGGGCAGAGGAUCCGUCGUGGGAGUAUUGGUGUGUGGAACUAUAUCAGCCCCAAACUUGGAGGAAUUGGAUUUGCAAGCUGUGUAGUAUGCUUCUUUGUGGCCCUGUACUACAAUGUCAUUAUUGGAUGGAGCCUGUUUUACUUUUCCCAGUCUUUUCAGCAUCCUUUACCGUGGGACCAAUGUCCUUUAGUUAAAAAUGCAUCUCAUACCUUUGUGGAGCCAGAGUGUGAAAAAAGUUCUGCAACCACUUAUUACUGGUACAGAGAAGCGCUGAAUAUUUCCAGCUCUCUGUCAGAGAGUGGGGGUUUAAAUUGGAAGAUGACAAUCUGCUUGCUGGCUGCCUGGGUCAUGGUAUGUUUAGCCAUGAUCAAAGGCAUUCAGUCUUCAGGCAAAAUCAUGUAUUUUAGUUCCCUUUUUCCAUAUGUGGUACUUUUAUGCUUUCUGAUCAGGGGACUGCUCCUUAAUGGGUCAGUGGAUGGCAUUCGUCACAUGUUCACCCCUAAGCUUGAAAUAAUGCUGGAGCCCAAAGUCUGGAGAGAAGCUGCUACUCAGGUGUUCUUUGCCUUAGGGCUUGGAUUUGGUGGAGUCAUUGCCUUUUCAAGCUACAACAAGAGAGACAACAACUGCCAUUUUGAUGCUGUACUGGUGUCCUUCAUCAAUUUUUUCACUUCUGUGCUGGCAACUUUGGUGGUGUUUGCAGUUCUGGGCUUCAAAGCCAAUAUCAUAAAUGAAAAAUGUGUUACACAAAAUUCAGAGAAGAUUUUAAAACUUUUGAAAAUGGGCAAUCUCAGCCAAGAUAUGAUCCCACAUCAUAUCAAUUUCUCAAGCAUUACAGCAGAAGAUUACAAUUUAGUUUAUGACAUUAUACAAAAAGUUAAAGAAGAACAGUUUGAUUCUCUUGGUCUGAAAUCUUGUCAAAUUGAAGAUGAACUUGACAAGGCAGUUCAAGGAACUGGUUUAGCUUUUAUUGCAUUUACAGAAGCAAUGACCCACUUCCCUGCCUCUCCCUUCUGGUCAGUUAUGUUCUUUCUCAUGUUAGUAAACUUGGGACUUGGAAGUAUGUUUGGAACCAUUGAAGGCAUUAUCACGCCCAUUGUUGAUACAUUCAAGGUCAGGAAAGAAAUUCUUACUGUCAUCUGCUGCUUGGUAGCAUUUUUUAUUGGCCUGAUCUUUGUGCAGCGCUCUGGAAAUUAUUUUGUGACAAUGUUUGAUGACUACUCAGCUACUCUGCCCCUGCUUAUUGUGGUCAUUUUGGAGAAUAUUGCAGUCAUCCGAAUUUAUGGAAUAGACAAAUUUAUGGAGGACCUGAAGGAUAUGCUGGGGUUUUCUCCAAGCCAGUAUUAUUACUACAUGUGGAAGUAUGUUUCACCAUUUGUAUUGUUAUGUUUGCUGGUAGCUAGCAUUGUCCAAAUGGGAUUAAGUCCUCCUGGUUACAAUGCUUGGAUUGAAGAUAUGGCUAUGGAAGAGUUCCACAGCUAUCCAACAUGGGGAAUGAUUGUCUGUUUAUCUUUGAUGGUGUUGGCCAUACUGCCAGUCCCAAUAGUAUUCAUGGUACGCCGCUGCAACCUUAUUGAUGACAGUUCUGGCAGUUUGGCAUCUGUAUCCUACAAAAGAGGUCGGAUAAUAAAGGAACCUGUUAACCUGGAGGGAGAUAAUACAAGUCUGAUUCAUGGGAAGAGCCCAAGUGAAGUGCCGUCUCCAAAUUUUGGCAAAAACAUCUAUCGAAAACAGACUGGAUCACCGACUCUGGACACGGCUCCAAAUGGACGUUAUGGCAUUGGCUACCUGAUGGCAGAUAUGCCUGACAUGCCAGAGUCUGAUCUGUAA